AUGAGUUAUAAUAUAAAUACAAUGAAUAAUAACACACAACAAUAUAAUAAUGAAAAAAAUGAAUCCUCUUAUGGUGAAACGAGAAUAAAUGAGCAGUGUAAUUAUCAAAUGAAUAAUCCAUAUAACCCAGCUCCUUCUAUACCUACAAAGUUAUUUGUAAGUUCUAUUCCAAAAAAUUUAACAGAAAAUGAUAUUAAAACAAUAUUUGAGGAGUAUGGAGGAAUAAAAGAUAUUGUUUUUAUUAAGGAUAAAAAACCAAAUGUAAACAGAGCAAAUGUAUUUGUUCGAAUGGAGUCAAUAUUUUAUGCACAAAAAGCAAUAAAAGGAUUACAUGGUAAAAAAGUAUUAAAUGAAAAUUUAGGGCCUUUAAUAGUAAAGUUUGCUAUUGGAGAACUAGAAAAGUAUGGAGUGAAUAUGAAUAAUGCAAAUGAAAAUGAAGCAAAAUUAUUUGUGGGAUCAUUGCCUAAAGAUAUAACAGAAGAAAAAAUAAGAAAUUUAUUUAAUAGAUAUGGAAAUGUUACUGAAGUGUAUAUAAUGAAAAAUAGCAACGGUGUUAGUAAGCGAUGUGCUUUUGUUAAUUAUGGAUAUAAAGAACAAGGAAUAUUUGCCAUACAAAAUUUGAAUGGUAAAAUAGCUAUAGAAAAUGCAGAAAAACCAAUAGAAGUUCGAUUUGCUGAAACAAAAAAUCAGUUGCAAGAAAAGCAAAUAUUAAAUAGAUCAUUAAUGAGUCCAUUAAAUAAUAAUAAUAAUAAUACAUUUAUGCAAUCACAGCAAUUUAAAAAUAUGAAUGUUGGAUCUUUCAAUAGAUAUCCUUUACAUAUGAACUAUAAUUUGCAAAAUACUACUAAUCAGCAAAGAACAACAAAUAAUUCUACUCAUUCUCAUUGGAAGCAAUACUUUUCAAAAGAAGAUGGGAGACCUUACUAUCAUAAUGAAUUAACUGGGCAAACUCAGUGGCAUAAACCUAGAAAAUUAGAGCAAUCUUUUAUGAAUCCAUUAAAUAUGAAUGAAUUAACUGGCCCAAUCGGAGCAAAUAUUUUUAUUUUUCAUAUACCAAAUGAAUGGAUGCAAAAUGACUUAUUAGCUGCUUUUUCUCCUUUUGGUAAUAUAAUAUCUGCUCAUAUUGCAACUGAAAAAGAUACUGGUAGAAAUAGAGGUUUUGCUUUUGUAUCUUAUGAUAAUGUUGAUAGUGCUAUUAACGCAGUAAAAUAUAUGAAUGGUUUCUUAGCACAUAAAAAAAAAUUAAAAGUUACAAUAAAAAAAGGGGAAGAGCAAUAUGUUCAAGCAUUGUUAAACCAAAGAAGUAAAAUAAAUAAUACAGAUAAUAGAAGAAAUUUUAUUAAUACCGCUCCUCAUACUUAA
This is a messenger RNA of Plasmodium relictum, 1362 nucleotides long. RefSeq names its product CUGBP Elav-like family member 2, putative (gene CELF2). The coding region runs from base 1 to 1362 and encodes 453 amino acids. Lineage: Eukaryota; Apicomplexa; Aconoidasida; Haemosporida; Plasmodiidae. The transcript has a single exon. Gene Ontology annotation, molecular function: protein binding; mRNA binding. The record is from RefSeq and is a predicted model, not a curated record. Gene Ontology annotation, cellular component: nucleus; ribonucleoprotein complex; cytoplasm.